GAAGCAACACUUGAGCACACACUCGCUUGUCACAGGAGUGAAGCAACACUUGAGCACACACUCGCUUGUCACAGGAGUGAAGCAACACUUGAGCACACACUCGCUUGUCACAGGAGUGAAGCAACACUUGAGCACACACUCGCUUGUCACAGGAGUGAAGCAACACUUGAGCACACACACUCGCUUGUCACAGGAGUGAAGCAACACUUGAGCACACACUCGCUUGUCACAGGAGUGAAGCAACACUUGAGCACACACACUCGCUUGUCACAGGAGUGAAGCAACACUUGAGCACACACACUCGCUUGUCACAGGAGUGAACUAAUACAAAAGCUCAGUGAAUUUUCCUGUAAAAACGAUAUCAACAAAUGAGUGGUUUACUGUCUCACAAAAACUCGGACAGCCGCGAGGAAUGAAGAAAAAAGAGACCCAUGAACAGAAGACACUUUUACUGUGAUAACGUUUCGCUCAAUUUAGAGCUUUAACAGGCCUUGUUUCGCUCUGGAAAGAGCUUUAUCUAGUCAUGUUUCACUGUGAAAAGCUUAAUGAAAGUCAUGUUUUGCUCAAUGUAUAGAGUCUUAUCGAUUUAGGUCUUCUGUGUAAGAGCUUAAUCAAGUCAUUACCAAAAAAAUGAUAUAUUUGUUUUUUCAAUUCUGUGGCACCCAAGUUUUCCAGAAUACUAAAUAAACCGAACUUCGUUAUUUGAUAAGGCUGAGAGACUCGCACUGACGCAACUUACUUAAAAACAAGGGACAAGGAAAGCAGAAAAUUCCGACAUUGAAUUCCAAAUUUAACAAGAACGAGGGAAUGCCAAGAGUGGGUCUUACGUAGGCGAGAAAGAGGGUGUGUUUGUGACUUCAGGCUUGUGUAGGCGUGCAACCUUCAAGGAUGUCACGAAAGAAGCCACAAGUGUUAAGACAGAUGAGGCUGGUGAUGGUGAUAAUAUUGCUUACGGCAUUAUUCUGCGCACUUUUUGCAAGCUUCUCGGAUCCUCUUCCAAAGCAGCUUUCACGAGGAGCGGAGGAGAUACUUAGAAUGAGAAAUGUCCUACACUCCAGGGUUCAGAGAGAUACUGCUCUGGGCCUGAUUAUUAACAUGACUGGUCCCUCUUGGCAAAUAUGGCGGAAUGAUGAGCCCAACAGUACUUGUUACAAUUAUAAAACCAGGUUCAGCACGGGUCUGCCACGCGUAUGGCUGGCGUCGUUUCCGUGCUCAGGCAACACCUGGACCAGGUACCUGCUGGAGGCUGCGACAGGCAUCUUCACAGGCUCCGUCUACAAUGACAGAGCCCUCCAAAGCGAAGGAUUUCUGGGAAACGCGGUUGCUGCCGACAGUGGAAGGACACUAGUGCAGAAAACCCACGGGAACGCCCUCUUCGGGCACAGGAGGGCGGACCUGCAGGAUCGCUAUGACAUCCUUGAGGCUCGCCUGCCCACCAUCCUGCUGCUCCGUCAUCCUGCUAAGGCCAUCAUCUCCUACUGGAAGCUACUAAGGACCAGAAGGAAGAAAUUAAGACACACAGCACAAGUUGCAAUUGAAGUGUUUCAGAGUGACAACUUCCACAGGUAUGUUAAUAAAGUCAUCGAACUUUGGGAAGAAUUUGCCACGGACCGCCUUUUAUGGUGCACAGGUCCUCUCUACGUUCUUCACUACGAACUUCUUGUUGUCGACCCCGAACACUACCUCCGUGACCUCCUGAACUUUCUCAGGGUUCCUGUGGACGAGGAUAGGCUCGCCUGCCUCCGCUCACACCUGGAUGGUCCUUUCAAGAGGAAGGGAAGUGUAGACUUCGAUCCUUUCACAGAGGAGGAGAAGAGGAGGAUGUCCACGGCCGUAGCCAGGGUCCAUCGUCUGUUGCUGCUCCUUGGAUAUCCAGGUCUUAUUACACCAACCACAUGAGACAUAACCAUGCCCGCAAAUAGAACCAGAGGACAGAGGAAAAAGAUCAGACCAAGGGCAGGUUAUCAGUGUAGUCGAGCCUAUGCAUAAACCCAUCCAAAGUUCUCGCUUCAGUGAUGCUACUUGGAAGUUUAUUACACUUGUCCUCAUCUCAAUAUCUCCUUUUAUUCCUAUUUACCAUAUCUACACUUAAAUCAUAUGCCCCUAAUGCCAAGUCUUUCCAAUAUUAGUAUGUUCAGCACCGACUACGAGAAACAUGCCCUGAGUUUGGGUCUCAAAUCGUUACGCUUGUUAUUAUGCUGUUGUUGUUCAUGGGAAAGCGAUAAAUCUACAAGGGUCAUACAACGUGUAACGUACCUAAGCACAAAUAAUUUUUGUCAAUAAAUUUGUCUUCUAAUAAAGCAUUG
Molecule: messenger RNA, 2306 nt
Organism: Cherax quadricarinatus
Lineage: Eukaryota; Metazoa; Arthropoda; Malacostraca; Decapoda; Parastacidae
Product: sialate:O-sulfotransferase 1
Molecular function (GO): sulfotransferase activity
Source: RefSeq, a predicted model, not a curated record